Ochlerotatus camptorhynchus is the source of this 1617-nucleotide messenger RNA. RefSeq lists its product as uncharacterized. Bases 1 to 1617 code for a protein of 538 amino acids. The record is from RefSeq and is a predicted model, not a curated record. NCBI's taxonomy places the organism in Eukaryota, Metazoa, Arthropoda, Insecta, Diptera, Culicidae. The transcript has 3 exons.
AUGGUGGAUAGUUACAAGGAUGACGAAAUGGAUGAAAUCCUGAAACAUCAGGCCGAACUCGAGGGUAAUAUCGCUCCCCUGAAAGGUACCUUGUUGAAGCUCCGAAAAAGGUUCGAUUUUUCUUCGACCCGCAAUGAGGCAGCAUCACAAGAUGGCGGCGCUGCCAUUCAACAACUGGCACAGCAACAGGCAGAAUUCAUCCGACUGAUCUCCAGCAGCUUCAAUACGGCGUCCAACUCAAGCAGCAGUUCAACGGUUGUUGCCCAAAAUGCUUCUCCACACACCGAUGUCAAGCUCCCUCGGAUGAAUCUGCCUACAUUUGGAGGCAACAUCCUCGAAUGGCCUUCUAUUUUUGACCUGUUCGACAGUGCGGUACACAAGAACGUGGUUCUACAGGAUAGUCAGAAGCUCUACUUCCUCAAGACCAACCUUGUCGAAGAAGCCGAUGCUCUGAUAUCGCACCUUCGUAUAGAAGACGCCAACUAUGCUCCCGCUCUAGCCAAGCUGAAGGCUAGGUACAACAAGCCGCUCGAAAUCGCUGCACAGCACAUUCAUCGGUUCUUGAAUCAACAAUCCAUGACGUCACCAUCAGCUGCUGGUUUGCGCUCCCUACAUGAUGUGUCCGAUGAAGUUAUUCGAGCACUGGAGGCCAUGAAUCAGGAAGGAAGGGAUAUAUGGUUGCUGUACAUUCUAGCCGAAAAACUGGAUCCUGAAAGUAAGCAGUUGUGGUGUCAAAAAAGGUCGGAGCUCAAAGACGAACAAGUUACCUUGGAGAGGCUCCUGAAGUUUAUCGAUGCCCAAAGCUGCGCACUGAAAUCUGUUCAGCCGAUUCAUCAGAAGAAACCGAUGUUCAUCACGCCUUUUCCAAGCAAACAUUCUACCAGGGGACCAACAGCUCUCGUCACCACCGGGCACUUCUCUCCUCCACUAAUGUGCGUUUUUUUGUGCAAAAUCACCGCAUCAACUGUAUCAGCGUGGCAGAACCGCUGUGAGAACUGCCUGAAGCAACAUUCCGGUGAACCUUGCCAGUCCGGCAAUUGUCGGAAAUGUAAUCUUCCACACCACACUCGUCUGCACGAAGCACUCCAAUCGACUGCCGCUUCAACGACAGGCAACAGUACAGCGGCCACAACCAAUAUCUAUGGUUCGUCUUCGAUGCCGCAAACAUUGAUUGCACCGCUCUGUCGAGCAACCGAUUUCAUGGACACCAACGUUCUACUCCUGACUGCUACCAUCAACGUCUUAGACAAGUUUGGACGUCCACAUGCUUGUCGAGCAGUCCUUGAUUGCGCGUCUCACACAAGCUACAUCACUGAGGAUUUGUGUUCGGUUCAGUUGGCUGAUCCCCAAUUUCACCAUCCCGGAAAGGUCAGCAUCCUUCUCGGGAACAAACUCUUCUUCCAGCUGCUCGAGCCUGGAAGAAUCAACCUUGGUUUGGACGACUGGCUUCCCGUACUCCAGAAUACUAAAUUAGGAUGGGUGGUUUCUGGUGACUUCAAAGACUGCGACAAUCAACCACACACUAACGCUCCUUCAUGCUUACUGACGGCUCCCAAUGAUCCUUUCUCCGAUCAGCUCCGCAAGUUCUGGGAACUGGAGGAAUACACUCAACGAUGA